CAUGUCCUUUGGCACAAACAUAAAAACCGGAUUCUCGGUACGGGACAUCCUGGAUCUCCCCGACCUGACUAGGACAGGAACCGGGACACGUCGAUCCGGAACAAAAGGGAAAGAGAAGGGAAACACCGACGAAGCCUCGUCGGACGUUCCAGGGUCGGGAAGCGCACAGAAACUUCGAUAUAACGGGCACAAUGUAUCCGAGCGCGGUGGAGGGAGUUGCGCCAAAUGGAUCUACGGAUCCGCCAACCUGCACUUUUCACUACAUGGACUGUCCCUAAAGACCAAAACUCCUGAGCUGUCCACGGACGAGUCUCCGGACCCAGACCGGGAUGGUUCUGCUGCCGGUGCGCACAAGAAACGCGGUAAGCGGCGCGUUCUUUUCUCCAAAGCGCAGACCUUUGAGUUGGAGCGCCGCUUCCGGCAGCAGCGGUACCUAUCCGCAACAGAGAGAGAGCACCUCGCCGGCCUGAUCCGCCUCACCCCGACCCAGGUGAAGAUCUGGUUCCAGAACCACCGCUACAAGAUGAAACGUGCUCGAACGGAGCGCAGCAUGGAAGUGCUGCAGCUGUUGCAGGCUCACAGGAUCGCCAUCCCGGCCAUGGGGCGGGGCGGGAAACCAGUCCUGGAGGACCUGGAGGUCUUGCUCAGGUCCAUUUUGGGUUUCCCUCUGUGUGGACCAGCUGCUACACCCUGCGUGUGGCCCGGAGGACCGUGGAGUACCGCAGCUGCUGCGCAUGUACCGCUGGAGGUGGUGAAGCUGGUGAAACGUGACGAUGACAAAGACGUGGGACUCCCACAGGAUGGGAAAGAUCCUGGACAUUCUACUGCCAGCAGGAUGAACCAGGCAGGUUCAUUCCCUCCUAUCAGAGAGCAGACUCCAAGACUGUGUCAGUGA
This is a messenger RNA of Thalassophryne amazonica, 895 nucleotides long. It is a transcript of the gene nkx2.2b, whose product is annotated as NK2 homeobox 2b. Gene Ontology annotation, biological process: cell differentiation; regulation of transcription by RNA polymerase II. Bases 2 to 895 code for a protein of 297 amino acids. Gene Ontology annotation, cellular component: nucleus. Gene Ontology annotation, molecular function: RNA polymerase II cis-regulatory region sequence-specific DNA binding; DNA-binding transcription factor activity, RNA polymerase II-specific. Lineage: Eukaryota; Metazoa; Chordata; Actinopteri; Batrachoidiformes; Batrachoididae. The transcript has 3 exons. The record is from RefSeq and is a predicted model, not a curated record.